Molecule: messenger RNA, 1089 nt
Organism: Daucus carota subsp. sativus
Lineage: Eukaryota; Viridiplantae; Streptophyta; Magnoliopsida; Apiales; Apiaceae
Product: LOB domain-containing protein 41
Exons: 2
Coding region: 151-870 (239 amino acids)
Biological process (GO): regulation of gene expression
Source: RefSeq, a predicted model, not a curated record
ACAAUAACUCUACCGCUCUUUCGGAAACAGCUGCGGCCACUAGUACAGCUUUGUUAAACCCAGGGGCCCUACUAUAUAUAUAAACAACACCACACUCUAUUAUUUACACACAUCAACCAUUUUCAUCACACAAAAAAAUCUCAAGCAAAAAUGCGGAUGAGCUGUAAUGGAUGCCGAGUUCUUCGUAAGGGAUGUACUGAUGAUUGUAGCAUCAGGCCUUGCUUACAGUGGAUCGCUUCCCCCGAGUCCCAGGCUCACGCCACUGUUUUCCUAGCCAAGUUCUACGGCCGCGCUGGCCUUAUGAACCUCAUCAACGCUGGUCCUGAUCACCUCCGUCCUGCGGUGUUCAGGUCGCUUUUAUACGAAGCCUGUGGAAGAAUAGUGAACCCGGUUUACGGAUCGGUGGGUUUAUUAUGGUCCGGGAAGUGGCAGCUUUGUCAAAACGCUGUGGAAGCUGUUUUAAGAGGAGAUCCAAUCACACAAGUUGUUGCCAUCGAUGCUGCGGAGGCUAACAAUGGGCCUCCGCUCAAAGCUUACGACAUUCGACACGUUCACAAAGAAGAGAACAACAACGCCAACGAUCUUCACCGCGUGAGGAAUCGUUGCAAGUUCAAGAGGCCUGGAAAAGAGGCGAAUGCGUCGAGGAGUCACGAGUCGUCACUGAGUCAUCAGUCCGAGGCAGUGAUGAAUGGGGAAGGGGAGAGUAGAGAGACUGAGAGCUUCGUCACUGCGGAGACGGCUGAUGGGUCGCCGGGUUUGUUUGGAGCCGAGCCGCAGGGGCUUGGUGCAGGAGAGGAUCAUAAGGAAGCUGAGAGUGACGAGAUUGAGCUUGAGUUGACACUUGGGUUCAAGUGCGGAAGGAGUGUCUAGAGACUUAAGGAGUAGUAAUUAUUUUGAUCGGCUUUUAUUUUUAAUCAAUAGUGUACUUUUUUUGCCCGAAAUGAAAUGAUGUACAAAAUCGUGACCAUACAUGCAUAUAAAAAUGCAGGAGUAUUUAGGAGUAUAUGAUCACAAAGGGACAAAGAAAAAAGAAAUUUAAGUUUACAUUUAAUUCUAGAUAUAUCCAAUAUUCAAGUAAUUUUUAUUCAA